CUAACACAAGCUCCUCCUUAUAAAACCCACGGAUGCCUUGGGGCAUGAGCCAACUCCUCAGAGGGAAACAGAGCCUAACUAGCUUAGCUAGCAUAAGCAGUUUCAGGAAGCACCAAUGGAGGGUUUCAGCCAGAAGCAUGUCAUUGGAAUUCCUCUGCCUUCCUUUGCAUAUGCUGACGAGAAAACACAAGGAAAACCAUCAUGUUCUUCUUUGGUUCGCAACAAGGACAAAAAGAAUUCCAUCGUUUAUCGGAUGAGCAAGCUAAGCCAGAAAACAGAUACUUACAUGCAGGGCUUCAAGGAACACUUAGCACUUGGACCGAAAAUUUCGGAAACUGUGAAAGGGAAACUGAGCUUAGGUGUGAAGGUUCUCCAAGCUGGUAGCAUGGACAAGGUCUUCAGGCAAUACUUCCGAGUCGAGAAAGAAGAGAAGCUACUGAAGGCUUUCCAGUGUUAUCUCUCAACCACAGCCGGCCCAAUAGCUGGAAUGCUUUUCAUCUCGACUGAGAAGAUUGCCUUCCAUAGUGACAGGCCUUUGGAUUUAAAAUCGCCCAAGGGCCGCAUCGCAAGGGUGCCCUACAAGGUCAUGAUUCCUGCAAAGAGGAUCAAGAGUGCUGCCGUGAGGGAAAAUUUGUAUAAUCCCGAUGAGAAGUACAUCGAUGUAGUUACUGUUGACGGCUUCGAUUUUUGGUUUAUGGGUUUCAUCAGUUACACAAAAUCACUGAAAUAUCUUCAGCGUGUAAUUUCGGAGAUGAGAUGACACACCCAGUUCUGUAAUCCCAAGCACACUGGGUACCAUGUGUCCAUGUUGAAAUGGUAUAUGUACAUUGGAAAAAAUAGGAUUGAACAAUCAUGUUGGAAUGGAAAGCAUUUUUUACUUUA
Molecule: messenger RNA, 882 nt
Organism: Triticum aestivum (bread wheat)
Lineage: Eukaryota; Viridiplantae; Streptophyta; Magnoliopsida; Poales; Poaceae
Product: putative GEM-like protein 8
Exons: 4
Coding region: 116-760 (214 amino acids)
Source: RefSeq, a predicted model, not a curated record